Chlorella variabilis is the source of this 936-nucleotide messenger RNA. RefSeq lists its product as hypothetical. NCBI's taxonomy places the organism in Eukaryota, Viridiplantae, Chlorophyta, Trebouxiophyceae, Chlorellales, Chlorellaceae. Gene Ontology annotation, cellular component: mitochondrion. Gene Ontology annotation, molecular function: protein binding. Bases 1 to 936 code for a protein of 311 amino acids. The transcript is spliced from 10 exons. The record is from RefSeq and is a predicted model, not a curated record.
AUGGUGUUCGCGCUGUCGCAGCGCAAGCGGGCCUACCUCAUACGCGACGUGGUGGACGAAAUGUCGCUCAACGGCAUGCGGCCAGACCGCUUCAUACUGCAGACGGGCCUGUUUUCUUGCAUGAAGAGCCGCAAGCUGGGCGAUGCCAUGUACUUUUUCGAGGAGAUGAAGCGGAGAGGCAUGCAGCCAGACAGCUCCGUGUACGGCACCGCCAUCAGCGCCUGCGGGCGUGCGGGGCAGCUGGCGCGGGCGGUGGAGCUGCGUGACGAGAUGGUGGCGAGAGGCAUGGGCAUGACGCUCAACAUACGCCUGGCGCUGCUGAACGCAUUUGCGGAGGCGGGGCGUCUGCAGCAGACGCGGGAGGCGCUGGCGGAGCUGCGCGCCGCGGGGCACGUGGGCAACGAGUUUGCGUAUGCGGGGCUGGCCAACUGCUUCCGCCACAUGUCGGAGGCGCUGCACCUGUACCAGGAGGUGCUGGACCAGGGUCUGGUGUGGGGCCCAGACAUCACAUACACCAUGCUCAAGGCGGGGCUGGACCUGCAGGCGGCAGGUGUGGAGGAUGCGAUGAUGGUGGCUCAUGCCGUGCUGGACACAUUCGACCGCCAGGGCCUGUUUGUGGAUGUGGAGCACGGCACCGAGGUGCUGAUGCUGGCUGUGCGGCGGGAUGUGGGGGACCUGUCGCUGGCGCACCGCAUCUUCGACAACAUGCGCAAGACGCACAGGGUGCCCAAGACCCCCACCAUGUUCAAGUACAUGCGGGCGCUGGCGCAGCGGGAGCCAGAGUCAACCGGGAGGCUGAUCGAGCUGUGCACCGCCAUUUGCUCCGACCCCGACCGCUCCGACCGCAUCAUGGUGAUGAAGCGGGAGGCGUACCGGCGGCGGGAGGUGCUGCAGGGAGCGCAGCGCGGGCGGCGCGGCGCCCGCCACAGCGGCUGA